AGGGAUGCCUGAAACUGCGCAGGGCAAAAGCGACCCUCUAACCGGGCUGGACAGCAACAGUCCGGGGUAAUUAGAUUCCGGCGUCACAAAAGACAAAACAUUUCACUUCAUUUCGUUUUAAUACAAACCCGUACUUCCAGAACUAAGGAUAUUAACCGACAUUUAUCUGGUGGUUUGUGAUUUCAAGAACGCCAAUUGACCCACAAGAGCAAGAAAUCACUCAAAAAACGAGUAGAAGUUCACCGAAGUUUCUCAGUAUUCAUCAUGGAGGAGAAGAAGGAGGAGAGCGAAGCGGAGAUCCACGAACACGGACCCGAACAUUGGUUCUCCAAAUGGGAGCGCCAAUGCCUCGCAGAGGCCGAAAGGGAAGAGCCGACCGAGGAGGAGGUGGACCAAAACCAGGAGAAACUCUGGCAUCUCUUCCAGAAUUCCGCUACAGCGGUGGCGCAACUUUAUAAAGAUCGAGUCUGUCAUCAGCAAGGACUGUCAUUGUGGUCUCCAUUUCAGAAUGCUGCAACAGCAGUGACUAAUCUUUACAAAGAGAGCAUUGAUGCACACAAGAGGAGCUUUGACUUAGGAAUCCAGACUGGCCAUCAGCGACGUAAUAGAGAUGUUUUGGCCUGGGUAAAAAAGCGAAGAAGAACUAUACGAAGGGAGGAUUUGAUAAGUUUCCUAUGUGGUAAAGCGCCACCACCAAGGACUUCUAGAGCAGCCCCCAAACUGACUGUCAUGUCUCCGAACCGACCACCUUCAUCGGACACAGUAUCAUCUGUAGAGACUGAUUUACAACCAUUCUGUGAGGCCAUAGCACUACAUGGUCUAAGUGGUGCAAUGGCCAGCAUCAGCGUCCGCUCAAGCACUCCUGGCUCUCCGACUCAUGUCAGUGGCAGCUCAAAUGCAGGGCGCAGAAGGAACGGACUGCACGAUGUGGACUUGAACACUUUUAUAUCAGAGGAGAUGGCCCUCCACCUUGGCAGUGCAGGCACCAGGAAGCGGACCUCGGUCCAGUGCGCAGACGUCAUCACAGACUCCCCAACCCAUAAACGCAACAGAAUGCUCUGA
Messenger RNA from Sinocyclocheilus rhinocerous, 1062 nucleotides. RefSeq names its product HUWE1 associated protein modifying stress responses a (gene hapstr1a). The transcript is spliced from 4 exons. The coding region runs from base 265 to 1062 and encodes 265 amino acids. NCBI's taxonomy places the organism in Eukaryota, Metazoa, Chordata, Actinopteri, Cypriniformes, Cyprinidae. The record is from RefSeq and is a predicted model, not a curated record.